This is a messenger RNA of Schistosoma intercalatum, 450 nucleotides long. The record is from the annotation of a GenBank genome assembly. NCBI's taxonomy places the organism in Eukaryota, Metazoa, Platyhelminthes, Trematoda, Strigeidida, Schistosomatidae.
AUGUUUGAUCGUUUUACAAGUUUGUUAAGCCUGAUAAUCUUCUCGGCUAGUUUGGAAGCGUGCAGCAGAAGUCCAGCAUCUGGUAAGAUCUAUGAUUUUACGGUCACUGAUAUUGACGGUAAUGAAGUUCAACUGAGAAAGUACCUAAAUGAAGUUUGCGUAAUCGAACCCGGGACUGAUCAAGAAAUAAAACAGCGCGUGUUAGCGAAGUAUAAUGUGACAUUCGAUUUGUUCCACAAAAUUGAUGUCAAUGGUGAGAAUGCUAUUCCGUUGUACAAGUUUCUGAAACAGUCACUAUCGUCUUGGUUUUCCAGAGAAAUUGAAUGGAAUUUCGUGAAAUUUAUAGUUGACAGAAAUGGUACUCCUGUAUCUCGUUACAGUUCGAUAACUCCACCUAACAGUAUGGAAGCUGAAAUUCGAAAGUUACUUGGCCUUUCUAAUGAAUUAUAA